AUGUGGUCGAGUGGAAAAAGGUGUGGUCUGAUUUUAAAAACAACCAAAAAGAAAAUUUCCGAUAACCGUAAAUCCUUACUUGCUACAGGUGGUGGGCCAUUUCAAUCAGAAACUCUUUCCCCUUUGGAAGAAAUGGUGGACGAGGCUUUAAAUCUUAGGUGUUCAGCAAUUCCUCCAGGAAAAUAUUGUGGAUUGGACGAUGAUGAUGAAGCCGAAUCACCUCCAAUUUCUGACGGUCCGACCACAAGCAAAAAGGGAAAAUGGCGCGAAACAUAUGGUCAAAAACGAAAGGCAGAUUCUACCACAGAUUUACUUAGAGAACAAGAAGUAUGGCGAUCAAAAAUAGAUUGGGAUGAGGAAAUUCCAAAUGAACUAAUGAAUAAAUGGACGCAGUGGGUCAAUAUUUUGCCGAAAAUACAACAAAUUAAAAUUCCACGCUGCUAUUUACAAAGUCUGCCCAACUAUGAUGGUGUUGAUGUACAACUACAUACCUUUGUAGAUGCCAGCAAAGAUGGAUAUGCCGCUGUGUGCUAUUUUCGUUUAAUUAAAAAUAAAACGAUAUUUUGCUCUUUAAUUGGCUCUAAGACCAGAGUAGCACCAAUGAAAAUAACUUCAGUUCCCCGUCUUGAACUUAUGGCAGCAUUAAUAGGUGCUCGUUUCGCUAAAUUUAUCUGCGACAAUCAUAAAAUAACAAUUAAAAAUAAACUUUUUUGGUCCAAUUCAAAAACUGUUUUAAGUUGGAUCAAUUCUGACCAUCGAAAAUAUAAUCAAUUCGUAGCAUUUCGUGUAACCGAAAUUUUGGAAAUAAGCUCAAUGAAUGAUUGGCGAUGGACUCCAACUAAACAAAACGUGGCUGACGAAGCUACGAAGUGGGCUCGAAUUCCAAAUAUAUUUACUACUAGUAGGUGGUUUCAAGGUCCUGAAUUUUUGUAUCAACUCCAAGAAGAUCUGCCAGGAGCUAUGGCUUUUGAUAAAACUACAACAGAAGAGAUGGUGCAUAAAUCAUUCAAAAUAACAUUUACAGAAAAUUUAAUAAAAGAAAAUCGAUUUUCUAAGUGGACUAGAAUGCUUAGAGCAACUGCUUAUGUUUUCCGCUUUAUAGAAAAUUGUAAAAUGAAGAACAAAAUAAAAGGCGAGUUAAAUCUUGAAGAAUUGUUAAAAGCAGAAAUUUUUUUAUUUCAACAAGCUCAAGUUGAAAAAUAUGCUGCUGAAAUUUCUCUUAUAAAAUCUAAAAUAUUGAUACCGAAAUCAAGUGAACUUUAUACGAAAUCACCCUUCAUGGAUGAAAAUGGAGUUUUAAGAAUAUAUGGCAGAAUCGAUAAUGCGAACGUUGCUGAAGAACAAAAACGGCCGGUUAUAUUGCCCAAGUCAAGUUACAUAACAACCUUAAUUAUACAUCAUUUUCAUUCAAAAUAUUACCACAUUAACCACGAAACGGUAAUCAAUGAAAUUCGUCAGAAAUAUUAA
Messenger RNA from Calliphora vicina (urban bluebottle blowfly), 1467 nucleotides. RefSeq lists its product as uncharacterized. The transcript has 3 exons. The coding region runs from base 1 to 1467 and encodes 488 amino acids. Lineage: Eukaryota; Metazoa; Arthropoda; Insecta; Diptera; Calliphoridae. The record is from RefSeq and is a predicted model, not a curated record.